Protopolystoma xenopodis is the source of this 1260-nucleotide messenger RNA. The record is from the annotation of a GenBank genome assembly. NCBI's taxonomy places the organism in Eukaryota, Metazoa, Platyhelminthes, Monogenea, Polystomatidea, Polystomatidae.
UGCAUUUCUGCCUAUGGUUGUCGUCGGUUGUUCGACCCCCGAUUGACAGGCGUCAGUUUUCCACAGCGUCCCGAGUUGUUGGUGCUUUUCUGUUCGAGUCUGCCGCUCGUCUUCACAACUCUGUCGCGGCCACUCUUCCACGACAUGGUAUUGGUACACCGGCAAUUCAUCAUCGGCUGGGGCCUGGCGCAGACGCGUCUCUUCUUCGACCUGUUCACACGCACCGCUUCGCUGUACCACAUGGUCUACUGGGCCUACAGAGUGCCGAUCAUCCGCACCCUCUGGACCUGGUACUGCCAGCUGAAGGCGCAUCGGGCGGCGAUGCGGUCGCGACCGCCGCUCUGGCGCGUCCUCUUGCGCAAGUCCAUCCUGCGCCUCUUCGACUCCGGCACCGGAUCCGGGGCUCGACGCACGCCCGCCGGUCGACACAGCCGAGCCGGUCCGAGACGCCGGCAAGCCGGCGGCCACAGGCCCGGCCACCAGCGGGCUCGGUUCGACAAUGGCGCCGUGUCCGCAGCCGGCAGACUCGGCGUCGGAUCGGCCGGCGAGGCUGGCGGGGACUCGAACGACCGGCGACUGACGGAGGACUUGUGUGGCGGCGGCGGCGGUGACGAGGCGCGGAUGUUCGGCCAGUUGGACGGCUACAUCUGGCCGCAGCGUCUGGGCACCGGUAACACGGUACAGGUGGGCGCCAACGGGGUGAUCAUGGUACAGCAGUCGCUGAUGCUGGCCAACGGCCAGCUGCCCGGCAUGCUGAUGGUUGGCGACGGCGGCGGCAACGGCGGCAGAGGCCUUCAGCCGCACACGCGGCCGUCGCCGUCGCCGACGCCGUUGUCGCCGUCGUCGCCGCAGGAGGGUCAGCCGAACAAGCCACAGUCGGCAGAAGAGUCGGCGGCCGGUCUGGAGCCAAGUCGCGAGUUUAGCCUCGUCUGCAAGCGUCUUCUGCCCAGCUGUAUCUACGCGCUGGCCUUUCUGUUCGCUCUGCCGGCGGCGUUCGCAUUCGAGCCCUUCAAGGACUCGCGAUUUCCUUUCCGGUUGGCAAGGUGCACCAUAAUUGUGCGUGUCUACUACUACUACGACCUGCUGCUGCUGAUCGCGCUGCCGACGAUCGCGAUGAUCGCCGGCUUCUACCACGCCGCUCUGAGCAAAGACCGAGAAGCGGCGGCCAUUUCGAUGGCUCAAGGCACCGAGAUCGUCGUCCGAAUGGAGAAUGACGACCCAGCCAAAGAUACCGAUGGUGAAGACGAACUGCUCGCAUAG